Fusarium redolens is the source of this 1682-nucleotide messenger RNA. Its product is annotated as major facilitator superfamily domain-containing protein. Gene Ontology annotation, molecular function: transmembrane transporter activity. The record is from RefSeq and is a predicted model, not a curated record. NCBI's taxonomy places the organism in Eukaryota, Fungi, Ascomycota, Sordariomycetes, Hypocreales, Nectriaceae. Bases 1 to 1611 code for a protein of 536 amino acids. The transcript has 3 exons. Gene Ontology annotation, biological process: transmembrane transport.
AUGGAGUCGAGUGCGAGUUCUAUCGUUGCGAAGCGCGAAUCUCUUCCCACUGCUGGCAGUGUUUUCUUCGUCUCUUCUAAUGGGCGCGUGCUGAAGCUGCCGAUCCCGAGUAAAUCAUAUCGUGAUCCGCUUACGUGGUCUUGGUCGAAGAGGCUUUUGGCGUUUUUGGCGCUGCAGUGCUUUUCGAUGGCUGCGUCGUUUGAACUCAAUUUACCUGGGUUGUUGCUUCAGGCAAUUGGGGAGGAGUUCAAAGACAAGCCAAUGGGUCCUUUUGGAGUACAGUCCUUAUCCUCGGCGAUGACUCUCUUUACUGGAGUUGGAUACUUAAUCGGCAUUCCUCUAUCAACAGCAGUUGGACGACGACCUAUUGUUGUUGCUGCAGCUGUAGUUACGACUCUUUCAACUCUAUGGGCUGGCUAUGCUGGAUCAUUUCUUCAGUUGAUUGUCGCUCUCAGCUUCCAAGCCCUCGCAGCCGGAUCAGCGACCGGAAUGUUCAUACUCAUUCUUAUCGACGCGACAUUCAUUCAUGAGCGUCCCAGUGCACUCUCACUAUUCUGGUGCACAGGCUCAGCACUCAUCAAACUCGCUCUCUUGAUACUUCCAUUGACAACUGACCUCACAUCAAGCUGGCGAUGCGUAUACAAGGUUUGGCUUGCGCCUUGCAUACUCGCCUUUCUCUUGGUUCUCUUCUGUGUCCCCGAGACAUACUUCCUCCGACCUCCCGUCGCACUGGACGGUCGAGUUCUUGUUCAGAGCAGCUCUGAAAAGGUUCAGAUCUAUGGAGGUUGGGAUGAAAUUGAGCUGAUCAGGAAUGGCAAGCCUCUACCUGAUUUACCGUCUUCGUGGUCAAUCUGGUCUCACUUCAAGGUGUCGCGAGCACCUGGUACAAAGUGGGAGUCGAUGCUUGCGACAUAUGGACAAAUGUUCCUAUGUAUUCUCAACCCUCUAACCUUUUGGGUCUCUCUACUCACGGGUAUCAUCCUCAGUGGUGUUAUCUUCCUAAACCUUACUCAACCAUCCGCCCUCAUCGAAAUGUACGGAGUCAAAGACACAAGGUGUAUCAAUGGCUUGCUUGGAGUCGCCGGCGUCACUGGCUCACUUCUGGCGUUCCCUCUAACGGGACCAUUCGCUUCCUGGUUUACGCGAUGCUACACCUUUCGUAAAGGUGGCAUUCGUCACGCCGAAGUCUAUCUGGCAUUAUUUGCUAUCCCUGUCAUUACCGGCCUGACAAGCGUCCUUCUCAAUGGUCUCGCCCUUGUCAACAAGUGGCCUUCAGCCUGGAUCUACAUCACCUCAGCCAUCAGCAUCAUGAGUUAUCUCACCGGCAAUGUCGCCUUCACCCUUUGGAUUACCGAGGCUUUCCCACGAUGGGCGGCAGCAGCACUCGCUGUUCAGCUUUUCACAGGAAACAUGUUUGGUUUCGGGAUCGGCACGGCCAUAGCGCCUUGGGUUGAAGAUGACCAUAUUCUACAGCCAACUAUCCUCAUCUUAGUCCUGAUGCUUGUUAUGGGUGCUAUGGCGGUCCCGGCGGCGUUUUGGGGCAAGACUGUGAGGCAGUAUAUCCAAGGACGAUGGAGUGACUCUGAAAGAACUGCGCUUCGCCCUCAGUAAGCCAUCGCGGUAUUAAAAAGGACCUGAGGUCCAUGUACAAGCCAAGCAAUGGCACAAAAGUGUUUUCUUAG